Molecule: messenger RNA, 1688 nt
Organism: Pogonomyrmex barbatus (red harvester ant)
Lineage: Eukaryota; Metazoa; Arthropoda; Insecta; Hymenoptera; Formicidae
Product: tubulin gamma-2 chain
Biological process (GO): microtubule nucleation; cytoplasmic microtubule organization
Cellular component (GO): microtubule; gamma-tubulin complex
Molecular function (GO): GTP binding
Source: RefSeq, a predicted model, not a curated record
CUAUAUUUCUAUAUCCAUGGUUUCAACUGAAACGCGGACAUAAUCGCUUUCAAGCUUUUUUUGGUCGAAGAUUUAAUGUCAUUAGCGCGAUAGUGAAUUGUUUUUUUUUAUUAGGCCACGGCAAUUUUUAAUUUACCAUAAAAUCUUGUUAUAAAUUUCCAAGGCCAAAUAAAAGAGCAGUUGUUAGAUUCAUAACGAAAAGCAUUUGAUAUUAAAAUGCCGUGCGAAAUGAUAACUUUACAGCUAGGUCAAUGUGGCAAUCAGAUUGGAUUUGAAUUUUGGAAAAGGCUAUGUGCAGAACAUGGGAUUAAUCCAGAAGGAAUUUUAGAAGAUUAUGCGACGGAAGGAAUGGAUAGAAAGAUGUUUUUUUAUCAAUCGGAUGAUGAACAUUAUAUACCACGAGCUGUAUUGUUGGAUUUAGAACCAAGAGUAAUUCAUACCAUUAUGAAUUCUCCAUAUUCGAAGUUGUAUAAUCCUGAAAAUAUCUAUUUAUCAAAACAUGGUGGAGGUGCUGGAAAUAACUGGGCAUCUGGAUAUCAUCAAGGUGAAAAGUUACAGGAAGAAAUUUUUGAUAUUCUAGAUAGAGAAGCUGAUGGCAGUGAUAGCUUAGAAGGUUUUGUUUUAUGCCAUUCCAUAGCAGGAGGUACAGGUUCCGGUAUGGGUUCAUUUAUGUUAGAAUCUCUUGCUGACAGAUUUCCCAAAAAAUUAAUUGAAACAUACAGUGUUUUUCCAAAUCAAGAUGAAAUAAGUGAUGUGGUAGUACAGCCAUAUAAUUCAUUAUUAACUUUGAAGAGACUAACUCAAUGUGCAGAUUGUGUAGUAGUCUUAGAUAAUACUGCUUUGAAUAGGAUUGCUUCAGAUAGAUUACAUAUUCAGAAUCCCAGUUUCACACAAAUUAAUAAACUUGUUUCGACAAUAAUGUCUGUCAGCACAACUACUUUGAGAUAUCCGUCAUAUAUGAACAAUGAUUUAGUUGGUUUGAUUGCACCACUUAUACCAACUCCUCGCUUACAUUUUCUAAUGACUGGAUAUACUCCGCUUACAACAGAUCAAGAAGGUGCAUCCGUGAGAAAAACAUCUGUCCUAGACGUAAUGCGACGAUUGUUGCAACCAAAAAAUAUGAUGGUUUCUACAGCAUUAGAUAGAAACGCAUCUCAUUGCUACAUAUCUAUCUUAAAUAUAAUUCAGGGUGAGGUAGAUCCAACUCAGGUGCACAAAUCCUUACAAAGAAUCAGAGAGCGAAAAUUGGCACAAUUUAUUCCUUGGGGUCCAGCUAGUAUACAAGUAGCUCUUUCGAGAAAAUCCCCUUAUAUCCAAAGUACGCAUCGUGUUUCUGGUUUGAUGUUAGCUAAUCAUACUAAUAUAUCCUCACUAUUUGAUAGAGCUUUACAACAAUUUGAUAAGUUGCGUAAACGUGAAGCAUUUUUGGAGCAAUUUCGUAAAGAAAAAAUGUUCGAAGACAAUCUUGAUGAACUAGAUAACUCAAGAGAAGUUGUGGAAUAUUUAGUGGAAGAAUAUCAGGCCGCAACUCGAAUUGAUUAUCUCAGUUGGAAUCCAACAAAGGCAGAUACAUAAAAUAACUAAUGAAUGUGCAAAUAAUCAAAUUUUUUUGUAACAUCCAGUUCUUAUUUUCUUAUAUCUUAAUGUCUUUAACAAUAAGACAACAAUAUUUAAUUUCAGAAAAAAAA